CUUAUCACACAUCAGAGAAUCCACACAGGGGAGACGCCCUACAUGUGCUCUGAGUGCGGGAAAAGCUUCAAUCAGCGCUCAGACCUUAUCAGACAUGAGAGAAUCCACACUGGGGAGACGCCCUACACGUGUUCUGAGUGCGGGAAAAGCUUCAAUCAGCGCUCAAACCUUAUUACACAUCAGAGAAUCCACACAGGGGAGACGCCCUACAGGUGCUCUGAGUGCGGGAAAAGCUUCGGGCGGCGCUCUGACCUUAUCACACAUCAGAGAAUCCACACAGGGGAGACACCCUACAUGUGCUCUGAGUGCGGGAAAAGCUUCGGGCAGAGCUCACACCUUAUCAGACAUGAGAGAAUCCACACAGGGGAGAUGCCCUACACGUGCUCUGAGUGUGGGAAAAGCUUCAAUCGGCACUCACACCUUAUCAGACAUCAGAGAAUCCACACAGGGGAGACGCCCUACACGUGCUCUGAGUGCGGGAAAAGUUUCGGGCGGAGCUCUGACCUUAUCACACAUCAGAGAAUCCACACAGGGGAGACGCCCUACACGUGCUCUGAGUGUGGAAGGCACUUCAAUCGGUGCUCAAACCUUAUCACACAUCAGAGAAUCCACACAGGGGAGACGCCCUACAUGUGCUCUGAGUGCGGGAAAAGCUUCAAUCAGCGCUCAGACCUUAUCAGACAUGAGAGAAUCCACACUGGGGAGACGCCCUACACGUGUUCUGAGUGCGGGAAAAGCUUCAAUCAGCGCUCAAACCUUAUUACACAUCAGAGAAUCCACACAGGGGAGACGCCCUACACAUGCUCUGAGUGCGGGAAAAGCUUCGGGCGGCGCUCUGACCUUAUCACACAUCAGAGAAUCCACACAGGGGAGACACCCUACAUGUGCUCUGAGUGCGGGAAAAGCUUCGGGCAGAGCUCACACCUUAUCAGACAUGAGAGAAUCCAC
This is a messenger RNA of Mauremys reevesii (Reeves's turtle), 948 nucleotides long. RefSeq names its product zinc finger protein 551-like. Gene Ontology annotation, molecular function: RNA polymerase II cis-regulatory region sequence-specific DNA binding; DNA-binding transcription factor activity. Gene Ontology annotation, biological process: regulation of transcription by RNA polymerase II. Lineage: Eukaryota; Metazoa; Chordata; Testudines; Geoemydidae. The record is from RefSeq and is a predicted model, not a curated record. The annotation marks the transcript as partial. The transcript is spliced from 3 exons.